Messenger RNA from Colletotrichum abscissum, 1209 nucleotides. RefSeq names its product SirQ. The record is from RefSeq and is a predicted model, not a curated record. Bases 1 to 1209 code for a protein of 402 amino acids. The transcript is spliced from 3 exons. NCBI's taxonomy places the organism in Eukaryota, Fungi, Ascomycota, Sordariomycetes, Glomerellales, Glomerellaceae.
AUGUCGAAGACAGCUGAGAAGCAUGCCCUGCUAUUUGGCUCAAGUGGAAUCACUGGGUGGGCCAUCGUUAAUGCUAUACUCCAAGGUUAUCCCAGCCAAGAUACCUUUGAUUCUGUGACGGCCCUCACCAAUCGCCCAAUCAGCAGCGAAACCACUCAGUGGCCAGUAUCUGAGAAGCUUCACGUUGUCAGCGGUGUAAACAUCCUGACACCUGGAGGGCAGGAAGCUUUCGAAACAGAUAUCCGGAACAAAGUAGAGAAUCUCCGGAAGAUUACCCACGUCUACUUCUGCGCUUACAUUAUGAACCUCGACCCGGCAAAGGAAUGCGAGAUCAACACUGAGCUCGUCAAAAAGGCUGUUACUGCCAUUGAUCGCCUAUCCCCAAGCCUGCAAUUUGUCGUCCUGCCAACAGGCACCAAGGCAUAUGGCAUCCAUCUCAUUGAUCACUUUCCGUUCGCAAAGAAACUCCCUCUGCGCGAGUCGCUACCGCGAAUCCCUGAACCAUUUGGCUCGCAACUCUUCUACUACCACCAGAUUGAUGCGCUGUCUCGGCUUUGCGAGGGGAAGAGUUGGUCUUGGUGCGAAGUCAGAGCUGACACAAUUGUUGGCUUCGUACCAAACAACAACAUUUAUUGCGCGGCACAGACGCUGGGAAUUUACCUUACUCUCUUUGCAGAAAUCCAAGGAAAAGGAGUCGAAUGCCCUUUCCCGGGCAACGAAAAGUGUUGGAACAAUCUCAGCCAGGAAAGCAACCAAGAUAUUCUCGCCAAGAUUUGCAUCUACGCAUCGUUGCAUCCCAAUGUCACACACAAACAGACGUACAAUGCCGGUGACAACUUUGAAUCUUCUUCUUGGAGAUACAGAUGGCCGGUCAUCUGUGAGUACUUUGGUUCGAAGGGCACUCCUCCUCUGCCAGAUCGCCAGGCUCUUCUGCCUGAGCACUAUCUGAUGAAGCAUGUUGAAAAGUGGAAAGAGAUGGAGAAGAAGUAUGGCCUUGUUGGCGGUCACAUUAUCAACGACCGUACCUUCAUUGAGCCAACGCAUGGCGUGGGAAUGAUAUACGGUCUGACGAACAUGCUCGGUUUCGACAGGCAGCUUGACAUGACCCAGUGCCACGAGAUGUGGGGUUCCAGCAAGGAAGAAAUCGAUACGAAGAGUUCUUGGCAUACUGUGUUCAACAGGUUCAGAAAGGCUCGAAUCAUUCCGUAG